GACCUCCUCUCUCUCCCUCCAUCCAAAAUAAGCCCUUUCUCUCUCCUCACUCUCUCUCUCUCUCUCUGAACCUGCUGUCUUCUCCAAACCGCCGGAGCCUAAACCAAAACAAGAACCUGGUCUGAACGCUAUUAGGUUGAUAGACAAUACGAAACGCACUCUACAUUGAAAAGAAACACAACUGAGUAGCUCAAAUGAGUAUCUGGAUCUCUGGUUCUUCGGAUUCAAGAAAGGAGCAUACUUUUGUCUUAUGAAAGAGAGUAACUUCAUUGAGAUUUUUCUAAGAAAGUUUUGAUUUUGUUUUUGUUAGGUCAGUUCGAAAGUUUUGCCCUUUUUUUUUUCCUGGUUUGUGUUCUUUUUGGAGUGUCUUGUUGUGUAAUGGAGAGUAAUGAUGACCAAAACCUGAAGGCUAUUAAGGCUUCAGUAGGAAGACUGGUCUGGGUUCGUCUCCGUAAUGGUUCUUGGUGGCCUGGACAGACUCUGCUUCAUGAGGAAGUUCCUGAAAACUCUCUGGUUUCUCCAAAACCUGGCACUCCUAUAAAGCUUCUAGGUCGUGAUGAUGUUGGCAUUGAGUGGUACAUUCUUGAAAAGUCCAAGAGCGUGAAGGCGUUUCGUUGUGGAGAGUAUGAUGCUCACAUUGAGAAAGCAAAGGCUUCUGCUGCUGCAGCGAGGGCUAGUAGUAAGAAGACUGUCAAAUGCACUCGCAGAGAGAAUGCCAUUAUCUGUGCUCUUGAGAUUGAGAAUGCACAUCUUGCAAAAGAAGACCAUCCAAAUGAUAAUCUGUGUAGCUCAUCCGGUGAGGAGGAUACAAUCUCUGAAGAUGGAAGAGAAGCUGAAGAUGGACUUGAGGUACUGCAAUCUAGUAUGUCUUCCCAAGAAAUGAAUAACGUUGGAGCUUUGGUGACGGUCGAGCCAAAGAGAAGAAGAACACCGAAUGACUCCGAAGAUGAUGGAACUGAAGGAACCAAGCGAAUGAGAGGUCUUGAGGAUAUUGGAAAAGAACAUGUCGGUGCUAUUGUCGUGCGUAGGCAAGAAAUGGGUUCGGUCUGUGAUGUAAACCUCAGCGAUUCAGUGUCGAAUGGUUAUAUUGUUCCCAAUGGAUACAAGCUAUGCUCACCGUUGUCACUGAAAAGAAAAAGGUCACAAGUCACAAAUGCUAAUGACUGCUCUAAAAAGAAAAACCGACGCCGGCAACUGACAAAGGUGUUAGAGUGUACAGCUAUGGUCUGUGUCCCUGGUACCUCUGACCAGCUUGUCACUUCUGAUUGUCAAGGGGUUAAUGACAGCAAAGUAUCUGGAAUGGAGUCUGUCGAAUCCAUGAAAAGUGUAUCUGUUGUAAUCAACAACAACUCAGACAGCACUGGGAAUUCAUGCGAGAAUGCUCCUGAAAAUGUUGCUGGAGCCUUAUCAGUUUCUGCGGAGGACGAUUCUUCUGUCCAUUUAUAUGAUGUUCCACUAACUGAAGAAACACAACAGUCUACAGGUUUUCCAGCAGCUUGCACCAUGUCCUCAUCAAGGACAGCUCUUGUUUCUGGUUUGAUAAGGCGGUGUGGUCCUAGUAGUCAUGAUGUGUUUGUUAAGAAAGAGGCAUGUAAUGGAUCUGCUUGUGCAAAUCCACCAGAUACACAACUUGCCAUCUGGAAUUCCAACGGGAUUGAGAAGAGCACUUCUAAGUGGCAGCUAAAAGGAAAGAGGAACUCAAGGCAGAUGAGUAAGAAACAAGAAGCGAGAAGAAGUGUGUUCGGCGAAGAAGCUAAUAACAGCAACGUUCCUCUGCUUCUUCCUACGCUGUUCGAAGUGAAGAUUGAGGUAAAAGCGAGCAGUAACAAGCCCCGUGUUCCGCUGGUUUCUCGUAUGAGUAAAUUGAAUAGUAAGGCUAUUGUUGGGCAUCCUGUAAGUGUUGAAGCCUUGGAAGAAGGCUACUACUACAAUGGUGGUAUGGUGAUGUCUAAAGGUGUUGUGAAGGCAAAGUCAUUGCCCAAAAAGAAGGUCAAGAAGAGGAAAACAAAUGGUGAUUUUGGAAAGUCAAAGAAGAAAUCAUCUUCCUUAUCGGUAAAGACAAGGCGGCUCUCUACUCUGACGGAAAGAAGCAAGAAGCAGACAACAGAAAGGGUCAAGGAAACGGUUGUAGCUUGUAUACCGUUGAAAAUAGUCUUUAGUAGGAUAAACCAAGUAUUGAAAGGCUCAGGAAGGCAAACACAACACCGCCCAUUGCCAUCUGCUGGCAGAACAUGAGAGAGAGGUAGCGAAAACUUUUGGUUGGCAUUUACGUUUUACUGUUUGUUUUGUUUUCCCUUUCAUUGAUCUGCCUGGGUUUUGAAGCAUACACUGAGAUGGAAAUAGGCUGCUUUAGGAGACUUUGGAGUCAUGCAGAGAGAGGCAAAACAUGAGCAAAUGUACAUAUAGCAGUAGUUUAGUGGUUGAGUUGUAAAACUGAAAGAUUUAGAGGUUGGAGAGAUGAGAUUACUGCUUGCUUGUUUCACGUUAUAACUCACAUUGCUUGUUUUUGAACUGUCAUGUUCUUUUCUUGAUGUUUGUUUUGUCUCAUAGUCUCAGUUCCUUCGAACAUUGUUUUAAGUAAACUCGUAUGAGAGAACAAAAGGUUCAAAGCUUUUUGUUCUUUAGAGAAUCAGCAAUGUAAAAGUUAACUCCACUCUAUGUACGUCACUUGUUAGGCUC
Molecule: messenger RNA, 2679 nt
Organism: Eruca vesicaria subsp. sativa (arugula)
Lineage: Eukaryota; Viridiplantae; Streptophyta; Magnoliopsida; Brassicales; Brassicaceae
Source: the annotation of a GenBank genome assembly